Messenger RNA from Athalia rosae (coleseed sawfly), 3689 nucleotides. RefSeq names its product synaptic vesicle glycoprotein 2B. The transcript is spliced from 10 exons. Gene Ontology annotation, molecular function: transmembrane transporter activity. Gene Ontology annotation, biological process: transmembrane transport. Bases 818 to 2473 code for a protein of 551 amino acids. Gene Ontology annotation, cellular component: membrane. NCBI's taxonomy places the organism in Eukaryota, Metazoa, Arthropoda, Insecta, Hymenoptera, Athaliidae. The record is from RefSeq and is a predicted model, not a curated record.
AAAUAGUAACAAUUAAAAAAAAAAAGAAAAAAGAUUGAACGAUCAGUCAAAACGAUAUCGAUUAUCGAUCGUAUUGCAUAAAAAAUUCAAAGUUAUUUUCAUUUUACCUUACAUUUUUUUCGGUUUUCGUAUACCUAUAAUAGUCGAGUUAUUCACAUGUUCGGUUUUGUUGACGUUAAUUGCAUGAAAAACACCAGUAAUCAUCUUGAUAAAAGUAAAGAGUCCAGCUGAAAGAUAAUUUCCAACACCAACUAAAUUGCUGUAAAAGUAAAGAAGGAGAGAAAAAGCGAAAACAGAUCGUGCACAUCCUACGAUUCAUCGACGUAAUAUAAAUCUAAUUAUAAUUAAUAACGAUAAUAAUUUUAAUAAUUAAUGCGAAUUGUAAAAUCGUAGAUCGAUACAACGUACGAUUAUACAUCUAUACUUAUAGGAAUUUUAAUUGUGCAGUUGAAAGACAAAUUGAAAUUCAGUCUUGUGCAGGGAUUAUAAAAAAUUUAAAAAAACCGUACAAAAACGAAGGAUUGAAAAAAAAAACAAAUUGAACAAAAUACGUACAAAAACCAAAAAAAUUGGCACAUCGAUCUUGGAAGUGAGCGCAGAACCCAACCCCUCCGUCGAACAGCAGAGCAGCGCAGCGUCAGCAGGAAGAAUUCGCCAAGGAACGAAAACAGAGUUAUUGAACGAAAAAUUAACGAAAAAAUCAUCAAACGUCAAAUUAACAGAAGCCAAAAAACAAAUUCCACUUGUUAAAAGGAGGGAAUUAUUUAUCUAGCUAGCUUUCCGCAGCCAGUUUUCAAAACCGCGCCGACAUCGUAGAAUGGUAGAAGGUGAACCCGACUCAAAGCACAAUAGUAAGUGUGAUGUAAAGGACGAUCGCCGUAACGGCUGUGGUUCAAAAGACCUAGAGCUCGCACAUUUAGGGACGAAGGGCAAGACCCUCGACCCCGAGAAAGGAUCAUUCGAAAAAACUGAUUUCGAAAAGGCAAUCGAACUUACCGGAUAUGGCAAGUUCCACUACUUGCUGCUCGCGGUAUGCGGGUUGGUCAGCACGAGCGAGGAGAUGGACGUAAUUUCCAUGUCCUUCAUUUUGCCGAGUGCACAAUGUGACCUAAACCUCAAUACUCAAACCAAGGGAUGGCUCAAUUCCAUCAUAUUCAUAGGGAUGAUGGCCGGGGCUUACGUCUGGGGUUCUGUGGCGGACACCCUGGGAAGACGCAAAGUCCUGAUCGUCAUUUCCUUUAUGAACGCUAUCUGCAUAGUCGCAUCCAGCUUUAGCCAGUCUUACGAAGUCUUCAUGGUCUUCAGAUUUCUAAAUGGCGCCGCCCUCGGCGGCAGCGGACCCGUCAUCUGGUCAUACUUUGCAGAAUUCCAGCCCAAGUCCAAAAGAGGUUCCAUGUUGUCUUUCAUGGCGGCAUUCUGGACUCUGGGAAAUCUUUUCGUUGCUGGAUUGGCGUGGGCUAUCAUCCCUCAUAAAAUUGGUUUUGCGAGCGAAUUGUUCACUUAUAACUCUUGGCGAAUCUUCCUGCUGAUAUGCGCUGUUCCGUCCUUCGUAGUGGCAGGGCUGCUUAUGCUCCUGCCAGAAUCCCCGAAAUACUUAUUAAGCCGUGGCCGACAACAAGAGGCCCUUGAGAUAUUCAGAAGAAUCUAUGCCAUCAACACCGGAAACGCCCGCGAGACGUACCAGGUCAAAGAGCUGAUAUUCGAUGACAUAAAACCACAGUCGCCGAAGUCCGACGGUGGACAGAAGAGUAAAUACGAGAUAAUAUUCGGCAAUAUUUUGGAGAAUAGCAAACAGUUGUUCGUCUCACCGAUUCUUCGUUUUACAACGAUAUCGAUCAUGAUCAAUUUCACUUUCCACAUCGGUUACUACGGUCUCAUGAUGUGGUUUCCCGAAUUGUUCAAUCGCUUUGACGAGUACAGUAAAGAUCACGUUGACGCACCAUCCGCCAACGUUUGCGAAGUGACACAAUACGUUUUGAGCCACGGAUCGCACAGCGAUACAAGCGUUUGCUCCAGUGACAUCGCACCAUCUGUUUUCUGGGAAUCUCUCAUCACCGUUGCGGCCGCCAUACCAGCUAAUAUUGUCGCCGUUCUCGGAAUGGAUCGACUUGGCCGCAAAUUCUUCCUCGUUUUCAGUACUUUCUCAUCCGGUCUUUGUUCAAUCGGUCUCAACUUUGUAUACAACAAGUUCCAUAAUCUGAUCGUCUCGGCAUUCUUCAGCGGUGUAAUCAGCUGUGGUAACGCAGCUCUUGAUUGCCUGAUAACCGAAGUAUUUCCCACGAAUCUCCGAGCUACCGGUGUCGCGAUUUCCAUGGUUGCCGCUCGUCUUGGUGGUAUCAUAGGAAACAUUGUUAUUGCUCAGUUGUUGGAUACGUAUUGUGGAUUACCCACCUACAUCGUUGCUGCUCUCCUCAUCGGAGGAGGUCUGAUGUGCUUAUUCUUACCAAAUACAACACGCGAACCAUUGUCUUGAUACCGACAUAAGAGUUCGUUUUAAUUAAGCGCCUUGUAUAGUCACAAUGCAUUUGUAUUAUUAGAAAACCAACAAACAAACAAACAGUCAUACAUUCAUUAUAAGAAAUAAACAGAGAAACAGAAAACAAAUAAAACAAACUUCCAUUUCGACGUAAAGGAAUCAUGAAUAUACCUACUUUGUGAAAGAAACAAUCUCAAUUUGACGAUCAAAAAACAAGACACAAACUAAUUCGCACAAAGUCAAUACACGCUCACAAAUAACUGAUAAUAGAGAUAUAUAUAUAUAAUAUACCAUGCAUAUAUAUCGGAUGUGUAGUAAAUGAACGGAUUAUGAGUAUAUAUAGAUUAAAAUGUAUACUUAUUAUGUAAUAAAUAAUAGUAUGAUAGUGAUGAAGAAAUAGAAGAGGAAGAAUAAAAAGAAUGAGAUUAGGAAGGAGCAAAAGUGAAUUGAAUAUGUAAUAAUGAACAAUCGUCGAUAACUACUACGCAUACGUAUACAGGAAAAAAAAAUGGACGAGCUGAUGAAAGAAAUUAUCGUAACAAUAUUGAUAACCUACUCGCCAAAAUAACAUUAGAAAUGGAAUAACGAAAACGCGAAAACAACAAAAAAAAAAAAAAAGAAAUUUUAUAAUUAUUGUUAUUAGGUUAUAGAGAAUUAAGAUAAAUACUUUUUUCGAAUGAAAUAAUAAUAAUCAUAAUGUUAUUACACGAUACAUACGUAUAAAUAUAUAGCAGGUAUAAUAGUCCUAUAAAAAAUGAAAGCAGGAGAAGAAAAUGGAAGAAAAAGAUUUUAAAAAAAAUUAUCUAUUUUAAUAAUACCUCGCGUAUGUUGAAAAUGAAGUUUUCCAUCGAUACGGGUAUAAUAAAAAGGAUAUAAAGAUAUAGAAAGAAAUAGAAAACGAAGCUAUUAUUUGUUAUUGUAUAUGAAAAAGUUUUAUCGAUUAUUAAGGAGAAAGGAACAGAAUAUGUACAUAUUCUGCACAUAUAUAUUUGUAUAUAUAUGUAUGUUCUGGAGAAGAAAAAGUUGUUUGUUUAUAUGUUACAUAAAUAUUUAAGCUGUUGAUGAAGAUAACCGCGAUUAGUUUUGAAAGAAGCUUGAAUUUUUCAAGAAAGAAAGCCCGAAGAAAUGUAUUAUACCUAAUUUGUACUCAUAUUUGCAUAUAGCUCAUUGUUAGAAUACUCAAAAAGUAAUAAAAAGUAAAAAAACAAAAAAA